Molecule: messenger RNA, 1819 nt
Organism: Brassicogethes aeneus
Lineage: Eukaryota; Metazoa; Arthropoda; Insecta; Coleoptera; Nitidulidae
Source: the annotation of a GenBank genome assembly
AGUGGUUGAAAACAAUGGCACCCCACAGUUGUAAAGGCUGUUUAAGGGAUAUUAUUGCAAGGAUGUCCAGUGAAAAUAAAGGAAUACCAAUGGAAGUCAAUGGAAUCGAAGGAAAUGGCAUAACCGAUAAUCCAUUCAUGUCUGUUAUAGGCAUGCCUUGGUUCGGCAUGGACAUCGGAGGCACCCUUUGCAAGCUGGUUUACUUUGAACCGAAGGACAUAUCGAAAAACAAAAACGACGCGGAGGUCGAACAGACCCUACGCAACAUUAGGAGGUAUUUGACCAAAAAUUCCGCCUACGGCAGCACUGGACACCGAGACAUACACCUUCAGAUGGAUAAUGUGUCGAUAAGAGGAAUAUUGGGCACCUUACAUUUCAUUCGUUUUCCCACAAGUGAAAUGAAGAAUUUUCUGGUUUUGGCAAAAUACAAGGGUAUGGCUAAAUUGGUUUCGACAGUGUGCGCAACAGGUGGUGGCGCUUAUAAAUUCGAAGAGGACUUUAAACGUGAAGUUAACAUGAAAUUGGCUAAGUUUGACGAGUUCGAGUCCCUGUUGAAGGGUUUGCAGUACAUUGACGCUCGCAGCCCGACGGAGUGCUACUAUUGGGCGAAUCCCACCGACGAAUCUAAAUGCACAAAAGUUAACUACGACUUUUCGAAACCGUAUCCCUUUUUAUUGGUCAACAUUGGUUCCGGCGUCAGCGUAUUGGCCGUGUACUCCGAAAAAAACUACAAGAGAAUUUCCGGAACAAGUAUUGGAGGUGGUACAUUUUUGGGUUUGUGUUGUCUACUAACUGGUUGUAAUUCGUUCGAAGAGGCUAUCGAAUUGGCAGCCGAAGGUGACCACACGCACGUCGACAAGUUGGUAAGAGACAUCUAUGGAGGCGAUUACGAAAAAUUUGGACUACCAGGCGACUUGGUCGCAAGCAGUUUCUCGGCCUUGUGUAGCUUUGGUCAGAUGAACUCGCGCGAGCGGCGCAGCAAGGUGAGCAGGCAGGACUUGGCGCGCGCCACCCUCGUCACCAUCACCAACAACAUCGGCUCGAUCGCUCGGAUGUGCGCCACCCAGGAGAAAAUCGAGAACGUGGUGUUUAUCGGCAACUUCCUCCGCGUGAAUCCCAUAGCCAUGAAGAUGCUGGCCUACGCGAUGGACUACUGGUCGAAGGGCACCAUGAAAGCGCUGUUCUUAGAGCACGAGGGCUACUUUGGCGCAGUCGGGUGUUUGUUGCAGUUCCACGAGGAUUUAAAAAGUUGAGUGUACGGAGUUUCCGUAAUUUUAUUAUGAACAUUCCAAUUGGGGGACCAGUACAAAACUACAUCUUUUGGGUGAAAAAGUCGGAGGCAUUUUUUGUAUGUUUUAAGUUGUAUUAUUUAUUUAUUUAACAGAUUUAACAGAACGGUUUAGUGUCGUGGUGUAAAUAUACGUACGCAAGGUUUUACCAUAAUAUUACUAAAUAUUUUCAAAUAGAUAAUAGAAAAUUUGUAAUAUUUACAUAUGUACAAUUGUUAUAUUUUAUACAAUACUAUAUUUUCUUAAGUUUCAUGUUAUGUUAAAAACAUAUCCCAUGCUACAUUAGUUUAUAUAUAUUUACUUCAAUGUUUUAUACAAUUUAUGUUAAUUUUGUUUGAAAUGGUUAAAUGUGUGUGCUAGUUUUGCUUACUUUUAUAAUAAUAAUUAUAAUUAUUUGAUACCCGUUUAGAAAACUAGAUAUAGCACCAUGCUAUUUAUAUUUAAUAAAGGUGUCGGAAAAAGAAGCACUUUCAAGAUGAGGGAAUAAGUAUAAAAUGUUGCACAGUUUAGAUGUAAUAUUUGAUUUUUAA